Messenger RNA from Hyaloperonospora brassicae, 1641 nucleotides. The record is from the annotation of a GenBank genome assembly. Lineage: Eukaryota; Oomycota; Peronosporomycetes; Peronosporales; Peronosporaceae.
AUGGUCUACGCGGUGCAUCGGUAUCUCCUCGUGGCAAGUGUGGCCCUUAUGGCCGUGCAGCUCGAGCCGACUACGGCUACGUCGCUCUACUACGGCCCCGUGACUACAGCCAACACAACGGAUGAGAUCAGCAGCAAAUUUCCAGCCCGAGGCGCUGAGGUGGCCGACGAGGACUGCUCCAUUACUGUUGAGGUGGACCCGACGAUGCCUGAUAUCGCGACCAUCUCGACAGUCCCCGUGAUCUAUACGGACCUGCUGGCGAACAUGACGACGGCUCCAGCGGAGGCAGUGUCGACAAAGAUUGGCACUGCUGUCCUGUCUGAAGCGAUUCCGACGCUCGAAGCUGACCAAGAUGCGUACACGACCACCGCCUUCAACGCGACAUCAUCUACUGUCUCGCUUAAGACGGGGUUCCCAACCACGACUACCACUGCACCACUCACGGAGGACGACGAUCCCGAAGACAAGCUCAACUGUGCGACUGGAUGGGAAGACUCCUCGAGCCGCAAACUACAGGGACAAAGUGCGGUCAAGCGGCACCUCGAAGCGAAUACGAACGUCGACAUUGCAAAACUCGAGGCUCACUUCGGCACACGAAUGGAGAUGAAGCUGGACAAUCUGCCUGCUACGGGUGUCCAUGCGACUUCGCCAUGGCCUGGUCCAUACUGGCCUACGUACCAAGACAGCAUCAAUGCCGUCUGGAGCCCUGGACAGCCAAGUGCCGCUGAAAAGUACGCCAAGGCGUUUGGCUUGAAUGCCCACGACUUCAUGAACAAGAUAUCCGCCAAAAACGGCGUCGACUCGAUGCGCAAUCGUGUCAGGUGCUCGUCGAACAACGAGUGCUCGUCUCUAUCGGACAAGAGCGUGUGCGCAAAGCGUGCAGGAGUACACGUGGGCUACUGCGUCCCGACUUGGUUUGGUAUCUGCCACGCCUGGGCACCCGCUGCUACGAUCGAGGAGGAGCCGCGGUGUGCCGUGACACAUAAUGGGGUGACGUUCCAGCCGAUCGACAUCAAAGCUCUGAUCUCGACCGUCUACGACGGCGCAGCGGUGCCCACGGUCUUCACUGGCACGCGGUUCAACGGCGGCCAUGACUCGGAGGACAAGUACGGUCGUCACUCGAAUGCCGCCUACCGUGACCUGAAUCCGGCCUACUUCCACAUUGCUACUACGAACAUCUUGGGCAAGCUCAAGCAGACGUUCGUCGUUGAUAUCACGGCUGGAGCAGAGGUGUGGAACCAGCCUGUGCGCGGCUAUAAAGUGUACGAGCAGACGAAAAUGUCCCUGCAGGACGCUGCAAAGACCUUCUACGGCCUCGAGGCAUACCCGUGGAACGCUGCGACCAAGAGCAUCGUGUACAUCAAGAUGCGUCUGUCCUGGAUCUAUGAGACGUACGUAAACGGUGGUCUGGUGUCUUCGGGACAGGUUGACAAGUACACUACGGGGGCCUACUACACGUAUCUCCUCGAGCUGGAUAGCAACGGAUUGAUCAUUGGGGGCGAGUGGGUGUAUGACUCGGACAGCAACCAUCCCGACUUCAUUUGGUUCCCGAAGUCCAAGCCGGCGGCCAACGCUGUCACCAGCACGGGGCUGAAAUACGCAGAUGUGGCCAUGCUGCUGAAGAGGUCGGUGACUUGCUAG